GAAAUGGGCGGCCAGUCACUCCGUUGAGGCUGUCGUCACAAAUAUUAUCACGUGAUCUGUGCCGUUUACACUCCCGGCCAAAAAAUGGCGACAGCGGAAGUGGAGCGUCGGCGUAGCAAGCUCGCUGCCCUGUCGUUCGCCGCUGUGGUCAUCUUCCUCGGGAUCCCUCUGUGGUGGCGGACAACCACAACGUACCGCGCCUGGUUACCUGUCAGUCAGAUUCAGGAGCUGGCUAAGCUGAAGCUCCUUCUGAGCGCUGAGGUGGAGGUUGUGUUCGCACGGGGAACGUUGACGGCGGAGCAGCAGAAGAAGGUCCCGCUGACACGGACGCAUGAUGAGGAACACGCCGUGGAUGGGGACACCUCGUUGACUUACCGAUAUGAGACACGUUACCGCACAGCUACCGUCAUGGAGGAGGACGCUCUGAAUAAGCUCAACGCUGCCGAGACCGAUCUUUCCCUGCACACGCUCAGUGAGAGUCCAUGCGGUUCUUUGGUGGUCUACGUGAUCCCAGAGUCCUCCUUGCUGCUGCCCCAGGACGUGGACGUGUACGUCGGCCAGCGACGCACGGCUUUGCUGCGCGGCGCCGCCCAGACGAGCGGGGUCAGGACGCUGGCCGAGGUGUUGGCCGGCCUGGAGCCGCAGGUCAAGCGGGUGCUGCGGGUCAUGUCCUUCAGCCACGGCGACAUCAUGGCCGCCCUCGGCGACAGAGUGCAUCUCGGCCCCGGAAGCCGACAGAGCGAAGCUGACAGCAUGAGAGCCUUCAAGUCCAGCCCGGGUUAUGAGAUAACCUUCAGUCUGCUGAAUCCCGACCCCAAGUCGCACCAACUCUACUGGGACAUAGAGGGCGCUGUGCAAAGCUACAUUCAACCGUUGCUCUCCAAACUGGGGCCCGUGGCCAACUUCAGCGUCGACUCUCAGACCUUGCAUUACAGCAUGCUGGGCGUCAACGCUCGCUUCGACAGCGACCGCGGCGCCUACACGCUGGCCGCCGACAGCCUGGCACACGUCAUCAACCCCGUGGAGGCUCGCCUGGGCUCCAACGCCGCCUCGUCCGAUCCUGUGCUCAACUUCCUGCUGUACGUCCCCGACGGCCAACACUCCCCGCUUCACAUCCUUGACCGCAAGAAGAGAGCGGUGGCAUCGAACGCCUUCCACUCUCCACGCUGGGGAGGAAUCAUGGUUUACAAUGUGGAUGGCUUCUAUGGGAAAGAGACGCCGCUCCCCGUUGACAUCGACAUAAACAUGGCCGAAGUCAUGGGCGUCUUCCUGGCACAGCUGCGUCUGUUGCUAGGCGUGCAGCCCUCCACGCCCCCACCAGGCUUCCUGGUGUCUCCUCCCGGCAUCACUGGGCUCGCCGACUGGGAGCUGGACCGCCUCAUGUGGAGUCGUAGCGUGGAAAACAUCGCCACGGCGACCACCACCAUCACAUCGCUGGCGCAGCUGCUGGACCAGAUCGGCAACAUCGUGAUCAACGACAACAUCGCCCGGCAGGUGUCCAGCGCCGUCUCGUCGCUGCAGCUGGCCCUGGCCGAGCUGGAGGCCGGGAACCUGGGUUUCGCGCUGCAGUACAGCAAGGAGGCCAUCUUGGCGUCCGAGAGGGCCUUCUUUGAUCCAUCGCUGCUCCACCUCCUCUACUUCCCGGACGACCAGAAGUUUGCCAUCUACAUCCCGCUCUUCCUGCCCAUAUGUUUGCCCAUUCUGAUGUCCCUGCUCGGAAUCAUGUCCGACAUGAGGCGGAAGCGCAGGGACAAGCAGGCCAAGAAGGACUGAGCGACUGAUGGCUUUGGAACGCAUGAAGAAAAGCUUGUGGACGAUGAAAACAUGGACCACCGAAGCCAAAAACACCAGAAAUGAGUUUGGAAAUGGGAAAUAAAAACAAAAGCUGGAGAAGAUGCUUUUUAUUGGCCGGCGAAGAACCAGGAGCCUUUGGAGGAUGGUUAGUGAUGGUUUUUACACUGGAAAUUCUCUUCUAACUUAUUGACAAAUAAAAGCUUUUAAUGCUGUGUAACAA
Molecule: messenger RNA, 2014 nt
Organism: Doryrhamphus excisus (bluestripe pipefish)
Lineage: Eukaryota; Metazoa; Chordata; Actinopteri; Syngnathiformes; Syngnathidae
Gene: pigs
Product: phosphatidylinositol glycan anchor biosynthesis, class S
Biological process (GO): attachment of GPI anchor to protein
Cellular component (GO): GPI-anchor transamidase complex
Source: RefSeq, a predicted model, not a curated record